AAAGCCUAAACGCGGAACUCGAAAUUCUAAUUUCCGAAAUAACUAAACCAAAAUAUUACAAACCGUUCUUGCAGCGAAUUGCGCGUGUGAAAUUAUUUAAUUAAGAAUCAAAUACAAAUGAGUGCAGUGCAAAAAAUUGAUACAAGUUUAGAUCCUCGAAAUAACGAAUACUGAAUUUCGAAAUUUCAAAACUACAAUAUACAAGAUAAAGAUAUUGAAUCAACACUUGAAUCUGCGUUACAAAAAUGGUUGCUGCAACAAUGACAGAGCAAAAGGAGCGCAGCAUACUCGACACACCCGAUGGCAUUGGCUUGUCUUUCGAACAACUCACAUUCGAUACGGAGGGCAAUUGCUUGCCACCGGCAUAUUUGCCAACCACAUCGCCAAAUGAAAAAGAGUUUGCAGAGGAGCCAUCAGCGGAAGACCCGCUUAAGCCGGAGUCAAAGCCAAAAAAGCGUAGACGUCAUAUGACCGUGGAAUUUCCGCUUUUGCUAAUGUUUAUUGCUUUAAUGUUGGGCGGUUCUGUGAUGUUGAACCAAGAACUUUAUCAAGCUUGUACAGCCGUUUACAAUUUUAAUGAGACGGACUGUGAACCACUGCGCGGGAUUAUACCCAAGACGCCGGAGGCAAAGAUACUCGAGAACCAUAUUCAACCUUAUGUUGCUCGAAUUAGCAUGAUAAAUUCCAUAUUACAUAACGUAUGGCCAGGACUGCUCGUGCUAUUCGUGGGACCCUGGUCAGACAAAUUUGGGCGUCGACCAGUGCUACUGGCAACCUUUGGAGCCUACUUCAUUGGUUACACUAUAACGACUACAUUGGUAUACUUUUCGAAAACACUCGCACUUAAUCCCUGGUUCUAUCUAUUGGGCGGCUUACCAUCUACCAUUGUCGGCGGCAAUUGCACAAUGAUGGCUGUCAUCUUUUGCUAUAUAUCUGAUGUCUCCGAUGCGGAUAGUAAACCAAAACGUAUGUUCUAUGUGGAUAUAGUUAUGGGCGUGGGUGUAGUGUUCGGCAAUGUAAUUAGUAGUUACUUGUUACGCCUCACGAAUGUGGCCACAGUUUGUGCGACUGCUGGCAUGCUGGUGUUCAUCGCUUUAUUGUAUAUAAUAAUUUUCAUAGAGGAAAGCUUGGAUGUUGAGAAGACCACAUUGUCGCAUAAAGCUAAGAGCUUCUUUGAUGUGCGCUUAAUUAGGGAUCUCGUUAAGACCUGUGUGGCACGUCGUCCAAAUUAUGGACGCGCUAUAAUUGGUUGCACCAUAUCGGUACUGAUGGUAACCCAUUUAAUAAUGUACGGUGAAUUUGGCGUAUUCUACUUGUUCUUGCGCACCAAAUUCAAUGUGACAUUACAGCAGUUUACCUACUUUAAUGCCAUUACAAUAACAAUUAAGAUGAUUGGAUGUAGCGUAGCCUUCGCAAUAUUUAGAAAGUUUUUCAAACUGCCUUUUGCCGUCGUUGCUAUGAUCGGUAUGGUUGGCUCUAUUCUAGAUCAUUUAGGCCGUGGUUGGGCGCAGAGUUUCUGGCAAAUGUAUAUGGUCUCGUCAUUCGGCAUUAUAUCGGGCAUAACGGGACCUAUGUUGCAAGCGCUCGUUGCACUUGCCGUGCCACCAAAUGAACUUGGUAAAGUUUAUGCGCUGGCAUCUUGCUUCAAAACGCUCGCACCGCUAAUUUCUGCUCCCUUGUACACAUAUGUCUACAAUCGUACGCUGACUUUUUACCCUGGUUUUUAUAACUUCAUUAGCGCUGGACUUAUGGUGGAGUGUUUCAUAGUAUUGAUUGUGAUAAAUAAUUAUGAACGACGAGUUGCUGCCAAAAAGAGCAAAACAGAUGCUGAAAAUGGAGAAGAGGAAAAACCGCAAACUGAAAAGCCUCAAACAGAAAAGUCUCCGUCAGAUCUUGAAACAUAA
This is a messenger RNA of Bactrocera tryoni, 1904 nucleotides long. Its product is annotated as proton-coupled folate transporter-like. Gene Ontology annotation, biological process: transmembrane transport. The coding region runs from base 246 to 1904 and encodes 552 amino acids. The record is from RefSeq and is a predicted model, not a curated record. Gene Ontology annotation, molecular function: transmembrane transporter activity. Lineage: Eukaryota; Metazoa; Arthropoda; Insecta; Diptera; Tephritidae. The transcript has 8 exons. Gene Ontology annotation, cellular component: membrane.